Boeremia exigua is the source of this 2138-nucleotide messenger RNA. Its product is annotated as major facilitator superfamily domain-containing protein. The record is from RefSeq and is a predicted model, not a curated record. Gene Ontology annotation, biological process: basic amino acid transport; transmembrane transport. Gene Ontology annotation, cellular component: fungal-type vacuole membrane. The coding region runs from base 275 to 1996 and encodes 573 amino acids. Gene Ontology annotation, molecular function: basic amino acid transmembrane transporter activity. The transcript is spliced from 3 exons. NCBI's taxonomy places the organism in Eukaryota, Fungi, Ascomycota, Dothideomycetes, Pleosporales, Didymellaceae.
GCAAGGAAAGUUUGAGUUGAGAAGAACGGUCCAGGACGGCGAUGCUUUACUAUGGUUCGCUCAAACCAGAUGACGUGAUUGGGUCCUGGUGUUGCAACAUCGGUUUUCCUCUUUCGACGGCCCGAGGCUGCAUGCUGACACGCAGCUGGCAGGCGCAGCAUGAGCCCAGCGGCGAAAAGUCUGCUUCGAGGUCUGAUAAGGAAGGUCGCUAUAUAUCUACGAUGUCUCAAACGAUCCUUCUGCCAAGUCACGCCUUCCCUCGUGACCAUACAACAUGGCUUUGCAACAGGCUAUCGCCAGUACCUCGGAGCGAACCCCUCUGCUCUCUCGAUCCGGCGACACUACCUCUACUAGCAGCCUAAGUGUGUCCUCAAGCGAUGUCUCAAGUGAAGCAUCAGUCGAAGGACGACGCUCGCUUUGCAACGAGCCUUUACUUGACGAAGAGGCACGACUCGAGUUCAAGCCAGAGACACCGCUAGCUUCAACAUCUGCCUCGGUCGGUCACAUCGUAUGUGUCCUACUCAUCGGCACAUUUAUCUCGAAUGCCGACUCCUCGCUACUUUUCGCUACGCACACUAUCAUUGCCUCCGAGUUCAAUGCACUUCACGACUCCAGCUGGCUCCUUACCAGCUUUGCCCUUGCACAGGCAGCAACUCUGCCUCUGUACGGGAAGCUGAGUGACAUAUAUGGUCGUAAAUCACUCUUGCUCCUAGCAUAUACACUUUUUGCGGCCGGUUGCUUCUUUGUCGGAAUUGGAGGGUCCAUGUCAGAGCUGAUAAUUGGCCGAAUUGUGUCCGGUUUGGGGGCGUCUGGAAUGACUGCGCUAGUCUCUAUACUGAUUACAGACCUGGUCCCUCUUCGCGAUGUUGCUACAUGGCGAUCUUGGGUGAACAUUGUUGCAACCACAGGUCGCAGCAUCGGAGGCCCUCUCGGUGGUUGGCUGGCUGAUUCGGUGGGAUGGAGAUGGUCUUUCCUGGGUCAGGUUCCAUUUGCUGGAGUUGCUAUCGUACUUGUGUGGAUAACUUUGCCCGCGCAUAUCCAUCAUCAACUCGACGAGGAAACCAAGGGAAGCAGAUUCGGCCGUAUCGACUUCCUUGGAGCUACUCUUAUGACUCUCAGCAUCUUGUGCUUGCUACUACCGAUGGAGAUUGGCGGAGAUAGGAUCCCAUGGUCGGACCACAGGAUCUUCAUGCUCUUCGCUGCAGCUCUCAUCUUUGGCGGCUUAUUUCUCGCAGUCGAAGGCUGGGUAGCCAAGGAGCCUAUCAUUCCAUUGUCCGUUCUUCAUCACAAGGAGGUGCUACUCUCGUCCCUUAUCAUGAUGUGUCAAGUGGGCGCGCAGGUCGGGUUAAUGUUUGCUGUGCCGCUUUACUUCCAGGUCACUGCCAAAGCGUCGUCAACCGUUGCUGGAGCUCAUUUGUUCCCUGCUGUAUUCGGUAACGCUAUAGGUGGCCUAAUCUCUGGCGCCAUCAUCAAAAGAACUGGUCGUUAUAAAGCGUUGACUCUUGUCGCCACGGGCGUCGCAUCUCUGGCGUACAUGCUCUUGAUCUUACGCUGGCAUGGCAACACCAACUGGCUCGAGUCUCUGUACAUCUUUCCCGGUGGCUUCGGAACCGGCAUCGCAAGCUCAACACUAUUCAUUAGCAUACAAGCCGCUCUCGAUCCCAGUCUCGCAGCCAUUGCUGCUUCUACUCUAUAUCUUGCUUCGUCGAUAGGUAUGCUAGGCGGUAUGGCAGGUGUAAGCGCGGUCUUGCAACAGUCUCUGAGGAUCAAUCUUAAUGAGCGUCUUACGCAUCUUGGCAUUAUGGACCAAAAGAAGUGGAAGAUCAUCGAGAAAGCAGUCUCAGAUGUCCACUACAUCAACAAGGUGAAGCCGGACAUUGCAAACGCCAUUAUCGGCUCAUACAUUGGAGCUUUAACUUGGACACACGUUGUCUCAUUGGCGUGUGCGCUCACUGGCUUCAUUGCCACUAUUUUCCUCAGACAACACAAGCUGUGAUUGUUUCUAGUUUCGAUUAGUGGUCAUGAGAUCAGUCCUCCAUCUAGGGGACGCGCAUGGAUCAAAGCUGCUUGCGUAUGUGGACCCGAUUUCUAGACUCGUCACAUGUCGAUAAUUGCUCGUAAGCAGAACUGCCCAUCAA